CAGCCUCUGUUGCACCCGGCGCUGCGACCUCUCGUCGCAGUGCUGGAGCACGGCUCGACCCAAGUGGUCUACUCUAAAACUUCAAAUAAGCGGCAAUGCCGUAAAGUCCUGCGAAAUCCAUGCCCCGCGAGCUUGCGCCUCUGUUGGCCUGGGACAGAGCGGAAAAUAUUUACUACAAAGGGCCGCCGCAGCACUGUGAGUGCAUUUGGGGAGCAGGGCCUCGGUAUUUGGAGAGGAGAAGUCCUUUCCUUUGUAAGCUGACCGCCUUUCACUACGCACCAUAGCCAAAAGCUGGCAGCUGC
Molecule: messenger RNA, 302 nt
Organism: Amoebophrya sp. A120
Lineage: Eukaryota; Dinophyceae; Syndiniales; Amoebophryaceae
Source: the annotation of a GenBank genome assembly